Messenger RNA from Diaporthe batatas, 1761 nucleotides. RefSeq lists its product as uncharacterized. Lineage: Eukaryota; Fungi; Ascomycota; Sordariomycetes; Diaporthales; Diaporthaceae. The record is from RefSeq and is a predicted model, not a curated record. Bases 309 to 1577 code for a protein of 422 amino acids. The transcript has a single exon.
CCGCAUGGGGCUGUCCUUACUCACGAUCCAGGCACGCCGGCUUCAUGACAGCAAAAAAUUCGAGGUUUUUGACACACGGCCUUGGCUACUUGGGAUCUAUGUCCGGCUGAUUUUCCCGCCCUGGCCCAACCCGCAGCAUGGCGACGCUUCAGACAGCGGCCCAACGGCUCGGGCCUCCACGGUGACCACCACACCCAAGUUCAGGUCUACAUCUUCGUCUCUGAGGCCCUUAUCUCUGUCACCGCCCUCGUCCACUCCUCUGCAGCCGAUCGAUUCCCUUGUCCCUCGCCGCCGGGACCAGCCCAAAGAUGAGGGCCUCCGGCACCCUGCUGCCUCCCACCAGCAGCCUGCCCGGCCUCCGCUGCUCCUCCCCAGGCCACUUGGACCUGGCCAAGAUCGACCGCGCCCUGCAUGACCUGCGCGACAUCUUCUGCCCCCUGCCCCGGGCCGCCGCCUUCAGGAAGCCGUCCCUCUCGUCCAGCCACGCCGAAUACCUGUCCGUUCCCGACAGUCUUUCCUCCGGCGCGCCCAGCGGUGUAUCCACUCCCCAGCCCGCCGAUUCAGGCUACGCAUCGGGCGACGAGCACGACACCGACUCGCGCGACGGCGUCACGGACCAGGACCACGUUGCCCAACUCCGCCACGACCCCUACGAGCGCCAGUUUGCCGUCCGCUGGCUGACCAGCCUGAUCGCCCGCGCCGACGACCUGCUCUCCUACGCCGACGAGGACGCACAGCAGCGCAUCGUCGAUGAUGCUUCGUAUAUACUGGCCUCGUUCAGCAGCGCGACCAACGCCGACGAGGACGAGGACUCGGGCGAGAUCGAGAGGGACUUUUGUUUCGCGCGGGACGGGCACGAGGGCGACAAGAUCGAGGUCCGGCUGAUCGACGGUACGCCGGCGACGGGGACGGACCACACCGAUGUGGGCCUGCAGAGCUGGGGCGCCUCGAUCGUGGUCUCGGACAUGAUGUGCGCCUCCCCAGGGAGGUUCGGCCUGACGGUCGAGAAGCUGGGCACGGCCCCGCGCAUCGUGGAGCUGGGCGCGGGCACGGGGCUUGUCGGCAUCACCAUGGCCAAGCUGCUGCCCCGACUCGGCAUGUCGGGCGCAGCGGUAGUCGCGACAGACUACCACCCCGCCGUGCUGGAGAAUUUGCGUAGUAACAUCCGCGCAAACCUGACCGACAGCGACGACGUCCCCGUUGAGGCCUGCCUCCUCGACUGGUCCGACCCCUGCCUCGACCCUCCUCUUCACAUCGCUGCAGAUAUGCUCAUCGCCACGGACGUUGUCUAUGCCCCCGAGCACGCGGCCUGGCUGCGCGACUGCGCCGCCAAGAUGCUCUCGCGGGACGGUGUCUUCUGGCUCGUGGCAUCCGUCAGGCCCAACGGCCGGUUCGAGGGCGUCACCGACACGGUCGAGGCAUCGUUUGCAGACGUCAGGGAUUGUCCCAAGUCAGAAGAUGGCAGAAUGGCGCUGCGGAUAUUGGCCAAGGAGAAGCUCGAGAAGAGGAAGGGCGUCGGGCGGGGCGACGAGGUUGGGUACAAGAUGUUCCGGAUUGGCUGGGAGCAGUUGGGAUAGAGAAGAGGGCCUUCACGACGAAACGAUAGACAUGUGUAAUCUGGAAGCGAUAGAGGUAGACAUUGUGGAUACCCUAGACAUUUAGACCGGCCUCAUAGAGACAAGAAUGGCAUUUUGGAAGAGAGAAGAUGGAAGCUUAGACUAGACUAGACUCGAUAGAAAUCAAAGUUGGAAUGUGGUCGCG